AUGACAUUAUUAAAUGAAGCAUAUAAAAUUUGGCAAGAAUAUGAAAAUGAAACAUAUCCUGAACCGAAAAAUGUUGACUAUUAUGCAUUAUUUGCAUUUGAUGCAACAUGGUCAUUAAUUAAAUCAUUAGAAGCAUUAUGUUCAUCAACAAUAAAUAAUGCUUCUUCUUCAUGUUUAUCAUUCAAUUCAUCUUCAUUUUGUUACGAUAGUCGUUUUAUUCAAUCUAAUUUAUUAUUAAAUCAACUUGAUAAAACUAAUUUUCUUGGUGUUUCUGGUCCUAUUCAAUUUGGUGAAAAUCAAACAGAUCGAAUAAGUGGUUCAUAUUAUCCAAUAAAAAAUGUUCAAUCAUCUGUAUAUGGUUUAAAUUAUGUAUCUGUAUUAGAAUAUGCUGACCCUGAUAAUUUCAGAGUACCUUUACAAGAAAAUACAAUUGUAUGGCCAGGAAAUACAUUAACACCACCUACAGGUCGAGCUAGUCUUAAAGGUGUUACCUUAAGAGUUGGCAUUAUUCAAUCAGUUCCAUAUACAAUAGUUCAAAAAACAACAGAUUCAAACGGACAAACUACACUAGAAUAUAUUGGUUUUAUACCAGAUUUAAUUGAACGAUUAAAAACAAAUAUUGGAUUUAAUCCGAUUCUCCAAUUAGCACCAUCAAAUCAAACUUAUGAUGGGUUAGUUGAAACAGUAAAUAAAGGUAUUAAUGAUAUAGCUAUUGGUGAUAUUACUGUUAAUUCAAAAAGAAGAAAAUUAGUUGGAUUUUCUAAUGCAAUAUCUGAGACUUCAUUACGUCUUAUUAUUAGAAAUACUCCUGAUGCCAAUCUUGAUCUUUUCGGAUUUUUAAAACCAUUUUCAGUUAACCUAUGGUUAUUAGUUUUAGCUACUUGUAUUUCUUCGGGGAUUUUAAUGUGUAUUAUUGAAAGAAAAGAUAAUGAAAAUUUAACAGAUCGAUCAGUGUCAUCUCAGUUAAUAAUGAGUAUAUGGUACUCUUUUGCUAAUAUGGUUGGAUAUGGAGCAGAUUUUUCUGCUAGUAAUGCUGCUGGACGUCUUUUAACUGGUGGUUUAUAUAUAUUAAGUUUAAUAAUAGUUGCAUCAUAUACUGCUAAUUUAACAUCUAACUUAACAUUAGCUAAAUCGCAAUUCGUUAUAUCUGGUAUUGAUGAUCUUAAGAGUGGAAAAAUACAAUCUAGUCGUGUUGGUGUUCGUGUAGGUACAGUUGGUGAAGCUUAUUAUUUAUCUCAUAUAUCUCACGGAAAUAAAAACUAUUAUCCAUUAACAACCCGACAAAGUUUAUAUGAUAAUCUACUUGCUGGUAAUAUUGAUGUAUCAUUUAUAGAUGAUGGAAUAGGUACAUAUGUAACCAAUAAUGUUUAUUGUAAUUUAACUUUAGUUGGAGCUGGUUUUGAUAUAGGAGUUUUUGGUAUUGUUACUCCUAAACAAUGGUUAUAUGCACAAGAUUUAGAUGUUACUCUAUUAUCAUUGAAAGAAACAGGUUAUCUAGAUGAUUUAAUACAAAAAUGGUUUGCAGUAAGAAAGUGUCCAGAUUCACAAACAACAACAUCAAAUGCUAUGGGAGUUGAAGCUGUUGGUGGUUUAUAUAUUAUUUAUGCAGUUAUUUAUAUUUUAUCUAUAGUUUUAUUUCUAUGGAUUAAAAGACUAAGUGUUAAAAGUGUUUUAUUUGACUCAAAAUUAAGAAAAAAAUUUCAAAAUAAAAGAAAAUAUUCAACGAGAACAAAUUCAGAGAAAAAUUCUCAACAGAGAAAAAAUCAUCAAAUGGCUUUACAAAAUUGUGGACAUUUUUAG
Molecule: messenger RNA, 1800 nt
Organism: Rotaria sordida
Lineage: Eukaryota; Metazoa; Rotifera; Eurotatoria; Philodinida; Philodinidae
Source: the annotation of a GenBank genome assembly